AUGGGAGGAAACGGCACAAACCCUAUCCACAACAAAGUGAAGAAGAAGGUCAAGGUUGAGGAUGAUGAUGAGACCAUCGCAUUCAAGCAGAAGCAGAAGGAGGACAAGGCAAGGCAAGACAAAUUAGCCAAGGAGAUCGGUGGACAGAAGGGCCCUUUGAAGACCAAGUCGCACGGCAUUUCCGGCAGCGGUGGUAAGGGAAAGAAAUGA
Botrytis porri is the source of this 210-nucleotide messenger RNA. RefSeq lists its product as uncharacterized. NCBI's taxonomy places the organism in Eukaryota, Fungi, Ascomycota, Leotiomycetes, Helotiales, Sclerotiniaceae. The record is from RefSeq and is a predicted model, not a curated record. The transcript has 3 exons. The coding region runs from base 1 to 210 and encodes 69 amino acids.